This is a messenger RNA of Rubroshorea leprosula, 2622 nucleotides long. Lineage: Eukaryota; Viridiplantae; Streptophyta; Magnoliopsida; Malvales; Dipterocarpaceae. The record is from the annotation of a GenBank genome assembly.
GACUGGUAACUAUUUGAUAAAUUAAAAGGCUUAAAUCUGAAUUGCUAAGUAAGAACUCAGUAGGUCUCGAGCUUUGUGCAUUUGUGGGCCCCGUUCACGAGUGCACGGCGUCUGCCACGACCCCGGAUUUGGGUUUUGGGGCGUGACAGAUUUUGUGGUAUCAGAGCCUAGAUGGCUCCAAAACAACGUGGACACCCCUCGAAGGGUAGCCAUAUGGAUCAAGGCACGCCUCCAAUCCCAGAAGCUAGUCCCCCCCACCUAAGCUGCUCCGCAGGACAGAGGGGCGAGCAAUCCUCAAGUGGCCAGUUUUGUUCAGGAACUUAUGGCGGAGAUAAGACGCCAAGUAUCUCCUGCCACAAGUGUACCACCUCCAUCCCCGGUGGUCUCAACUCCUGUGGCCCCUGCUCCGGUUUCCCCUGUUCCUAUCUCUUCUGCUCCUGCUGUGCCUAGCUGGAAGAUUUAUACAGAAUUCCAGAAGUUGAUGAUGACCAAGGGAUUCGAUGGUACUGCAGGUUUUGAGCAGGUGGAAUCAUGGAUUACCGAGGUGGAGCGAGGAUUCUACCUGCUGCAUGUUUCCGAUGACCUUAAGGUCAAUGUAGGCACCUACAUGCUUACUGGGAAGGCAUUAACUUGCCAAGUCGGCGAUGAGCAAGCCAAGGCCGACAAAUUUCUGUGGGGCUUAAAUUCUGACAUUUAUUUGGCGGUAAACCAAUUUAAACCCGCCACUUAUCGAGAGGCUACAGACAGAGCCAUAGAUCAGGAGAAGGCUAUGGCUAGAAUCAAGUCCUCAGGCAAGGAUUCUAAAUGGUCAGGAGCCACCAAGACAAUGAGUCAGGCAUCAACGGCCCAACGUGCUCGUCCGGCUCAGCUUACUUGCCAUGCUUGUGGGAAGGUCGGGCACACCCGGGAUCAAUGCCACAUUGCUACUGGGGCUUGCUUUAAAUGUGGCAAGCAGGGACACCGGAUUGCAAAUUGUCCACUGCUAGACCCCAAAGCCCAGAGCCAACAGGCGAGAGUGCAAGUGAUGACUCACAAGGAAGCUGCGGCUACCGACGUAAUCACGGGUACCUUGCCUGUUAACUCUGAUUAUGCGCAUGUUUUAUUUGAUUCGGGAGGGGUGAUGACUACUAGGGAGGUGUGUAGAACUGUGGAUAUUUAUGUUGAUGGUAGACAGUUGAGUGCUAGUUUGUUUGUUUUAGAUAUCUCUGACUUUGAUAUCAUUUUGGGGAUGGAUUGGCUGUCAAAACACUUUGCCUCUAUAGACUAUCAUCGGAAAUGGGCUCAGAAAUAUCUUGUAAAUGGUUGCCAGGGCUUCCUAGUCUCUGUUACUGAUGCUAGUAGUGUGACAUCAAGACUAGAAGACAUACCGGUGGUGCGUGAGUUUCCAGAUGUAUUUCCGAAGGAUUUCCCAGAAUUGAAGGAGUUAAAGGUUGUUCAGCCUCAAAGACGCCUUAAUCCUAAGAUGCAAGAGGUGGUUAAAAAAAGAGGUAAGUUGAAAUCCCGAUGGAGUGGUCCUUUUGUGGUGACUAAGGUUUUCCCUUAUGGAGUUGUUGAAAUUUCCCAUGAUACUAAGGGAAUGUUUAAGGUAAAUGGCCAAAGGUUGAAAAUUUAUGUUGAAGGUGGUAAUUUUCCAGCAUUUAAUUCCACCAUUUUAUUGAAAGACCCUUGAUCAUUUUGCAGUGAUAGUCCAGCUAAUGACUGUAAAGAAGCGCUUAAUGGGAGGCAACCCAUCAAAAAAAAAAAAAAUUUGUUAUUUGACAUUUUUCUGUUUUGCAUUGAGUUAUUUAAUUCUUUUAUUCAUUUUUUUAAGUUUGUUCUUUGACAUUUUCUUUUUAUUCAAUUCUUUUAUUCAUUUUCUUUUUUCUAAUUUUGGCUGGGUUAGCUUUUUAUUACCCUGUUUGCAGUAGUUUAGACAACUAUAACAAGAACUUUUGGCUCUAGAGGAACACACUGCAUGUCUACAACAGGAAGAGCAAGAUAGGGGAGUAUUGUCUUUCUUCUCUUAUUUAUUUUUUUUACAUUGAGGACAAUGUUAAUUUUAAGUUUGGGGGAGGAUAUUUUUUGUUUUCUUGCUUUUGUUGUGGUUUGAAGUGAUAGAAUAUUGGAUGCAUGUGUGUGAGUUUAGGUUCCAGCAUGGUAUGAAUAUAGUCAAAUGAGCCUAUACAUAUUUUUGGUUGCAUAGAUGCUGUAAGUGAGGGAUAUUGUUCUUCUUUGAUGAUUAGGUCAAAAUUUAGUAAUACCUUGAUGAGAGGAGUUGAGGGCUUUGACUUUAUAAUUGUUUUGGUUGGAAAUUAUAUGCAUCUUGUGAGUAGGUGCCAUUGUUUCUGUGAUGACUAUCUUGUCUAAUUAUCCCUGGAAACUACUUAAAAAAAAAAAAGUCAAAUGUUUCGUGGCCUUUGUUACUUGAGUAAGUAUGCUCUUAGGGGUGUUUCUUCACCUAGUGCCCUAAAGCCAACUAGUUUGGGAGUCAUUGGCAAAAAGCUCGUUACAUGGGUAACUUAGAAAGACUAAAGAAUCUUGACAAGAAAAGAAAAGAAAAAAAAAAGAGGAAUAAGCCAGCACACAAAAAAGUUUGAAUUUCUACUCCAAUGUUUCUAAGUGCUUAGUAACUGGGGGUUAGGU